CAAACACAAACUAGGAACUGAGUAAUUUUGUGCUCCGAAAAAAUUCGUGAAAAAUCGUGUGAAAUAUAUAAAAAAGUUUUCGAAAACCAUAUCAGUAUGCUGUUAAAAGUCUAUGGAUCAAAUCAGUGAAGAAUUCUGAUGAUUUAAUAUAAUUUGAUAGUGUUUUUUUGGCAGUCAUUCUGGCUUCCAACAUUCAUUGAGUAUAUAUAAUGGCACCGCGACGAAAAAAAACUACAGCUAAGAAAAAGCAAAAUAAAGCAAUUGAAGAAGAAGUUAAUAUUGCUGAAGAAAUACCUCAGCCGAAGAAUGCAGGUGAAAAAGUAACCAACAGAGAACGUAGAAUGUUCCAGUCUCCGGCGGCACAAUCCGUCGUAGAGGAUGAUUCCGUUAUAAUGUUGUCAAGUGCAGAGAACACACUGGUGACCGUGGACGAUUCUUCGCUGAUGAUGUUGACUGCAGGCGCGAUAUUGCGACCCUCAACACGGCUGAGCAACAUAGAUAUGACUUUGGAAGAGACGGUGGAAUCAACCAGUCGUCAAAGCGCAAAAUCGUUCGGACCAGAAGAUACUAAUAUGAGCAUAAUAAAUAUUAUUCAAACACCCGGCGUGCAUCGAGACAGGCCAAAGUCUUCGGUUGCUAUUCGUCGUACGGGAGGAUCUAUGGCCGGUGGAGAGCGAGAUAGUUUGGCACGACCCAUUAGAAAUCGUAGUAUGAAUCGAAACAUAUUUUCGGGAGAUUUUGUAAUGGUAACGAAACGACGAAACAAAGUGGUAUCCAGAAGUACACGGCAUGCAGAACAAGAACUUGAAACCGUGCGAGAAAACAGUGCGAUUGAGGACCCGGAAACCCGUACGCAAGAGAUCGAUUUGAACAAAACGCCGAUAGACAACGAAAAUGUUGUUCCUUCGAAUCAUAUUGAAACAAGGUCAACUGCUAAGAAAAAAGAAACGGCCCCAUCAGUCAGAACAAGAUCGUCUUCAAGAGAUAAAACGUUGAGAACUCCAAAUAUAAAUGUACGAACGAGAGCAUCUUCUGCUGUUAAGUCUAGAACUGCAACUACGGGAAAACGUCAAAAUGCUACUAAACAAAGUUUGAAGGAGUCGACAGAAAAAUCGACAAAAAAUAAACGGAAUGUGAAACCUAAGACGCGAUCGAAGAACAUCUUGGAAUCCGACAAAUCUUUAGAACCAUUGCCAAAUAUCGAUACGGUUUCAACUGAGGAAACUAGUAAUGACGAAUCUCAACGACAAAAGAGAAAUUCCGAACAGCUUGAAAUUGAUUCAAACGUACCUUUGGAUACGGCAAAAGUUAUUGACGAUGAACCUUCUAGUUUGGAAAAACAAAGUUCCGAUCAACAAAAUGCAAGCGAUGAUGCGAAUAAGCAGUCUCCAAAUGUGACACAGGAAAAACCUACAAAGAAUGAACGGACUGCCAGGUCUAAGACCCAGACGAAAAAACAAUCGAAAACGAUUUCCUCUGCCGCGUCCAAAAUAGCCAGUACGGUUUUAUCGGAAGAAAUAAUGAAUGUCACAACAGAACAUCAUAAAAAUGAUUCAAAAUUGUCUGUAGAUAUUGCAAAAGUUAUUGACGAAGAAUCUACGGGUUUGGAUAAGCUUGACUCAGACAAACAAACAGCGGACGAUAGCGUUUUAAAGACGCCGGGAACGAAUCAAUUUUCUAACAUUUCCACCAGAAGACGUCCCAAACUGUGGCAUAACAAAGAAAAUGACACACAAAAGGGUUUCGUUUCUGCUGCGAUACGCAAACCAUUGGAAGAUAUUCAAAACAAACUGGUUUCAGAUAGGACAAGCAUAAACCGGUUGGACCUUCGCAAAACGCUACAAUCCGAGAGCUUCAGAAAAACUACCGAAGAAAAUUUGUUCAAAUCGCCCACUGUUGAUGUGUUUUCGCAUGUUUCAAAGCGUAGACGUCCUAAACCGGGUCACGAUCACAGUCAAAACACAUCGUCCUCCUCAACAGCAUCUAGCGAAACGAUGCCAGAAAAACGACCGCGCACUGAAUCGGUGCCGAGCGAAAGUUUUUCCAACAGUGACAAAUCAAGAAAUCGGUCCCAAUUCGUAUCGCCGGUCAGUCAAAAUCUGUCAUCGAAGGAAGAAAAUGUUUCACCCAAGGCGCACUCUGACAAUCCGAAAAACUCAGAAUCUACACCGGAAGCAACAGCACCGACAAGCCGUUAUCGCACAAGAUCUGCAUCCAGGGGUCGAACAGCGUUGGCACCAAAACAACCGAAGUGUCCCUGCUGCAUUAAUUCACUUGUGAAGCAUUCUCCAAAAGCAAACGCAGUUCCAGUUCCAGAAUCAAGAGUCGCGCGUGGUCGCCCUCGAACACGAAGAAAUAUUGAAGCUGAACAGCGUCAUAAUCGUUCUCGGAACGAUGCAGUCAAUCGCACUGAGCCCACUGACACUAAUGUAGAACCAUCUAGAAGUAAUAGAAAAGAUAAGCAAUCAAACUCCGAAGCCGGCAAACCAAGCAGUCGGGCACGAAGUAAAUCAGUACUACGCAACGCAAAGGAGAUUAGCACCAAAAACAUUACAACUCCCCGCAGUAGUUCGGUUCCGCGCGGGGUUCUCUUAUCACCCGGCAUCCAGAGACAAGAUAAUUGCAUCGCCGUAGAUGAAUCAUCGUCCCACGUGCCAAUAUAUCGUCGUUACGCGGAAGACGUCGCUCUAACCCGAUCGGUAAGUGUGGCCAGCCUGACAGCAUUACCACCACCGGAACCCAUCCCAGCGGACGGAGACAUCUAUGCAUUCGAUUCUCCCAGUCAAACGCCCGUAGCAGCAAUGGUGGGAACAGGAAAAAAAGCCAGCACAGUCAGCAAAAAGCCUCGGAUGCCUCGCAAGAAAAAAGCCACACCAGCUAAAAAAGCAUCGCACUGUGUGUUCGGAACCGACAUGGGACGCAUUAGGGAAGUAGUGAGAAAGAUCGGCGGAGGCCCAGUUCGGCAGCAUCCCGAUGGAAAGGACACGAUGGUGGACACUGCAAUUGUCGAAUUCUCUGAACAACCACUCAAUCCUCAAAUGGUUCAGAUUCAGCAUAGAAAUUCCCGCGACGUAUCACCGGUCUCCAACUAUGACGAUCACCAUAAUAAUUAUGAUGAUUUCGAAAACAUCCCAACUGGCAGGGAACCCCCAAGCGCACCGGUGUCUGCCCGAAAACAUGCUCCUCCCAUCCGACGGGUGUUGCAGGAGAAAUCUCUAGCAGUUUCAACACCGGAUCAAACACAACCCAACGUAACAAUGAAUUUUUCUCCACUUGGAGCAUCCUCCCCGUGGAGAGUACAAAACGAGAACAUUCUACCGAAGACGUUCUACUUUUCCCGCUCGAAAGAUCUACUACCAUCGUAUGAGAGUGACAUUGUAAUUCGACAUGCCGACAACCGCCCGAAAUCUCCGGCUAGGGGACUUAUCGAAUUGGUGGCGGAUCCCGCGGCACCACCGCGAAAGACCUCUCCGACACAUUCAUCAAUGCCACGGCCAACUCAUGCUGUUGGUUUGUCACCAUCCAAAUCGGCAGCCAUGUUCCAAGAUAUUCAAAAAUCAUACGAACAACUGAAAGUAACCAGUGAAAUGAGCGAAAAGCUUAUCUCUGCAAUGCGAAAGUACAAAUCGAACACUCAAAAUCACAACUCUUUGUUCAGCAAAGGACCCGACGGGUUGUCGGAGGAUGAACGAUUAAUAGCCAAGUUCCGAGAGUACGAAACUAACAUGAAGAAGACAUAUCUGAAGCUAAAACAGUGGUAUGAACGAUCUCAACGUGUUCUGAAACAAUCGAUUCAGGCCAUCGAAACAGUUUCCACUUUGCCAAAAACUUCGGCUCAGAAAGAGGUUUUGCAAAAUUUUCAUCGUCACUCGGAACAGUUCGUGACGAUGAUCAACGAGCUGGAAUGCGCAAUGAACGACUCAAACGUUGAGAACGUCGCCCCUCCCAAGUCAGGUGGUACAAAAGAUCCUCACGUAUUCAAAGAAAUCAUUCUAUCCGAAAGGGAUUUCAACAAUCCAAACCGAAGUCCACUGAAAUCAUUGGAUAUUAUCAGUAUGCCGCCUAAUCAUUCUCCCGUUAAAUCCCCUCUGGUGAAAGCUUCGUACAGUGCAUUCUCCUCGAACAACAGCAACAAAAAUUCCCUCACAAAAAGCCGUGAUCGAUUUAGUAAAUUGAGUCUGGUGAAGCACCAAAGCUUUCAUCCAGCUCCAACUCAAUCUUUAGCAGGACCAAGUGUACUGGAUAUUGGCAACCAAAUUGAACCGACUACAAAUGCUAACUGUUCCUUAGUUUCCACUACUUCUCUGGCUGGCCCCAACGAAACACAGCCAAAUAAAGAUCUGUUUGGAUUCGAAGAAGACGUCAAUGAAGAUUUCUUCACUGAACCAACAGCGGUAAACAUAACUAAAGAUACUUUGAAGGUACGACUGCAGAGUGCACGCAAAAUGCUACCGGCACGACCACCUAGUCGAAGUAGACGAGGCCCCACUACUAGAGGUGUAUCUCGAAUACCCAAAAUCAUCGGAAGUCCAACCAAGUUACGAUCGAUUCAUAGUGCAUUAAGUUCUUCCACACCGGUGGCUAACAACCGGAAACAAACCAAGCAGGUUGUUGAGCCGGAACCGGAGCCAAAUGUUUCCGCUAUUGUCGAUGAUCGGGAACCCCCCAAAGGAAAAGAGAGUCCACCGGUAGUACUGUUCGCAGAACCAGAAGUGCCAUCAAUGUCACAGAGCUGCGUUAACCGAACGUACAGCCGAAUCCCAAAGCGCAACCUCCGACGAAAGCAGAACAUCUAUUUAGCAGGCCUUGGCCUUAGCGAUGACGACGACGACGACGUAGAGGUUGAAAUUGAUUCAGAUGCAUCUACCGCUGCGGAUAAAGAUGAAUCCAGUGAAGCAGUACCGCGAAAACGACAGAAAAAACAUACCACCGGCAGUAAGGCAAAGAAAACCGUGGAACAGACGGAGGAGUUCAAAAAAUUUGUAGACGAUUUUAAUAGCAUGUGCGAGGAGGUCAAUCGCUAUCCGUUGAUCGUGGAGCAUUCCAAACAACGAGUUUGAUAGCUCACAGGUGCGCAAGCAACAAGUAGGUGUCCACUCAACGUGCCCGGAACUUGAACCGGAAAAUCUUUUGGCGUAUAUUUUAUACAAGUUUGUUUUUAAAGUUAGUCAACUUUUAAUGCUCGUGGCUUAGACAGUAAGUCUGACAUUAUCAUUUUUUUUAUCCUCGAAGGAGUUUGUUUUUUGGAAAACUUUUACAAUAAUGUGUAUCUUUUAACGUCAUCUGCGUAACACUUUUAUGUGCGUGAUUUUCUUAUAAAAACGCACAAAUAUA
This is a messenger RNA of Malaya genurostris, 5334 nucleotides long. RefSeq lists its product as uncharacterized. NCBI's taxonomy places the organism in Eukaryota, Metazoa, Arthropoda, Insecta, Diptera, Culicidae. The record is from RefSeq and is a predicted model, not a curated record. The coding region runs from base 210 to 5060 and encodes 1616 amino acids. The transcript is spliced from 6 exons.